Molecule: messenger RNA, 644 nt
Organism: Cuculus canorus (common cuckoo)
Lineage: Eukaryota; Metazoa; Chordata; Aves; Cuculiformes; Cuculidae
Product: histone H2A type 2-C
Exons: 1
Coding region: 120-509 (129 amino acids)
Cellular component (GO): nucleosome
Molecular function (GO): protein heterodimerization activity; structural constituent of chromatin; DNA binding
Source: RefSeq, a predicted model, not a curated record
UAUCAGGAGCGGCCGGCCGCGCAAAGGGAAGGGAUAUAAGGGCGGGCGCCAGGGCUCGGGUCACUUACCUGUUCUUUUCGCGUAGUAGUUGGUGUUCGUCGCUGAUCGAUCAAGCGAAGAUGUCCGGCCGCGGGAAGCAGGGCGGGAAGGCGCGGGCCAAGGCCAAGUCGCGCUCGUCGCGGGCCGGGCUGCAGUUCCCCGUGGGCCGCGUGCACCGGCUGCUGCGCAAGGGCAACUACGCGGAGCGGGUGGGCGCCGGCGCCCCGGUGUACCUGGCGGCCGUGCUGGAGUACCUGACGGCCGAGAUCCUGGAGCUGGCGGGCAACGCGGCCCGCGACAACAAGAAGACGCGCAUCAUCCCCCGCCACCUGCAGCUCGCCAUCCGCAACGACGAGGAGCUCAACAAGCUGCUGGGCAAGGUGACGAUCGCGCAGGGUGGGGUGCUGCCCAACAUCCAGGCGGUGCUGCUGCCCAAGAAGACUGAGAGCCACAAAGCCAAGAGCAAGUAAAGCGGAUGCGGACCGUCGUCCCUAGCACCGCAGCGAAACCCAAAGGCUCUUUUCAGAGCCACCCACAGCGUCGGGAAAGAGCUUGAGAUGCCACGGAGCGGGUGCCAGUGGAAGGAUGCGCUGGCGGUGUGUCGG